AGUUGUACUUACCACUUGUUGGAUGUCAGAAAUAUAUUUUUUAUGUAAACGUGUUUCACAACAAAUAGAAUAAAUACUGCGUUUUAUACUCUGCUACUCAUUUCUGAGUAAGGCUUGUUACAACACACUAUACUAUUCUAAAAACAAAUUGAGUACAAUUUUUAUUUAGAAAAUUUUAUUUAAAAGAUUAUAAAAAUUGAUUUUUUGUAUAUCAUCAAGUGAUGUGAUAUAAAACCUAUAGAAUUACAUUGAUAUAAUAUAAUAAAAUAGUUAAUUUAAUUAUAAAACAAUUGUACUUCUUUAAUGUUAAUUCCAAUAUAUUAUCACAUUAUACAUUAUCUAUAUCCAAUACAUUUUCUUAGUUUAUUUUGUCUUGUUUGUUGACAAAUCGAUAAGGUACAUAUAAAGGUGACUUCUUAGGCCAGCAACAGAGAAACGUAAAAAAAAUAAUCAUUAUAAAGGACAUCAUUUGAAAGAACAUCGGUUUUCAGUGUUAGAUCAACAACAAGAUGUAGAUAUCCUUCCAUCAGAGUCUCAAGAGGAAGUAAUGAUAACUCAAGAAAAUGUGGUUGAACCACCUUCGAAUGGGUGUUCCGAGACACAUGAGAUAGAAGUGCGUGAAGUAGUUAGGGACGGGCAUGAAAAAGCAGAUCCAUCUCAAUUUGAACUGCUCAAAGUUCUGGGCCAAGGAUCCUUUGGAAAGUGGUUUAAUAUUGCAAUAUUAAUCUCAGUUCGGGACAGAGUUAGGACAAAAAUGGAGAGAAAUAUAUUAGUGGAUGUUGAGCAUCCAUUCAUUGUUCGAUUACAUUAUGCAUUCCAAACAGAAGGAAAUCUCUAUUUAAUUUUGGACUUUCUAAGAGGUGGUGAUCUAUUUUCAAGAUUAGCUAAGGAGGUAAUGUUCACUGAAGAUGAUGUAAAAUUUUAUUUAGCUGAACUUGCUCUUGCAUUGGAUCACAUACAUAAGCUUGGAAUUAUUUAUAGAGAUCUCAAACCAGAAAAUAUUUUGCUUGAUACUGAAGGUCAUAUUUCUUUAACUGAUUUUGGUCUAAGUAAACAGCCUUUAGAUGAUUGUAAAGCAUAUUCAUUUUGUGGUACUAUAGAAUAUAUGGCACCUGAAAUUGUAAAUAGAAAAGGACAUUCAUUUGCUGCAGAUUGGUGGAGUUUUGGUGUUCUUAUGUUUGAAAUGUUAACUGGAGCGCUUCCAUUUCAUGGUGCAAACCGUAAAGAAACAAUGACACAAAUAUUAAAAGCAAAACUCGGAAUGCCACUUAAUAUUUCACCGGAAGCACAGGCGCUUCUCAGAGUGUUGUUUAAGAGAAACCCUGCAAAUAGAUUAGGCUCUGGUGGAAUAGAAGAGAUAAAAAAUCACGUGUUUUUUGCGACAAUCGAUUGGGAUGCACUUUAUAAGAAAGAAAUAAAACCGCCUUUUAAACCAGCUGUUAGUCAAGAUGAUGAUGCAUUUUAUUUUGAUAGUGAAUUUACAUGUAAGACGCCUAAAGGUAAUUCUCCUGGGGUACCACCAAGUGCUAAUGCUCACGAAUUGUUCCGUGGAUUUAGCUUUGUUGCACCAUGCCUUCUUGAGGAUCAUUUAAAAACUCCUGAAUAUAAAAACUGUGAUAGUCUUAGUGCAACUUUCCCGACUUACGUGAGCCCCAUUUCCAUAACUGACGAAUACGAAUUUAAACAAGAGAUUGGUAAAGGAAGUUACAGCACUGUUUAUUUAGCUGUUCAUAAAGCUUCCAAGGCAGAGUAUGCUGUGAAAAUAAUUGAAAAAUCAAAAAGAGAUCCGACAGAAGAAAUAGAAAUUUUAUUGAGAUAUGGAAGACAUCCUCAUAUUGUAACUUUAAAAGCUGUUCACGAGGAUGAUAAACGAGCUUAUCUCGUACUAGAAUUAUUACGCGGUGGAGAAUUACUUGAUCGAUUACUACAGAGGCGUAAUCUUACGGAAAAAGAAGCAGCCGAAGUAAUGUACACAAUAGCUAGUGUAGUCAAUUAUCUUCAUGAAAAUGGAGUCGUUCAUAGAGAUUUAAAGCCAUCUAAUAUAUUGUAUUCAAAGUUGGGGGCUGAUCCAUCGACACUUUGUUUAUGCGAUCUUGGUUUCGCGAAACAGUUACGAGCAGAAAAUGGUUUGUUAAUGACUCCUUGUUAUACUGCGAAUUUCGUAGCGCCAGAAGUGUUGAAACGUCAGGGAUAUGAUGCAGCAUGUGAUAUUUGGUCACUUGGUGUUUUGUUAUACAUUAUGUUAGCUGGAUAUACUCCAUUUCGUAAUAGUCCUGGUGAUAGUGCAACAGACAUACUAGAUCGUAUCGGACCUGGUUAUAUUGACGUUGAAAGCGGUAUAUGGUGUCAAAUUUCAAAUGAGGCUAAAGAACUCGUUAAAAGAAUGUUACAUGUUGAUCCUAAUCGGAGGCCUACUGCAGCUGCCAUAUUAAAAUAUCCGUGGAUUGCCAAUCGUCAUCGUCUUCCACAGAAAGUGUUACCUGACAGUACUAGGGAUCCUUACAGCCUAAAGAGAGCAGUAGCAGCCACAUAUAGAGCGAUGUCUAGCAGCCCAAGAUCACCUCAUAUUGGUCCUGUUGUCAUGUCUGAAUUGGCACGACGAAGAACACAAGCCAAACCUACUGGUCCUACUGAAGUUUAAAAUGAUCUUAUUUCUAUCUUGAAGAAAAAGAUAUGAAGAAUUACGACUUACGCAUGUGAUUGCGUAUAUGACAAGACUAUAUUUUGUUGAUAUAAAUCUAGUAUUAUUUGUGCAAUGUUCAAAUGUAGCUAGUAAUGUACUAGCUACAUAUAAAAAUUAUAAUUUUAUAAGAGUUGAUAUAACUUGCAUCACUGAAAUCAUCCUUAUUCUGAUUAAAAUAUGUGUAUGUGUAUAGAAUAGGAAAUGUGUAUUUAAAUUCAUAUUUUCGAUUUAAAUAUGAUAUAAAAAUGGAUUGUCAGAGAAACUUUAAAUCUUAUAAUCUAUAUUAUACAUAAUUACCAUUUAAAUAUUAAGAAUAAUAUAAAUAUUUAUGAAAAAAAUCUAUAUAUAUAUUUAAUAAAAUGUAAAAAUGAGGUAUA
Heterotrigona itama is the source of this 3060-nucleotide messenger RNA. The record is from the annotation of a GenBank genome assembly. Lineage: Eukaryota; Metazoa; Arthropoda; Insecta; Hymenoptera; Apidae.